GGAUUUUCUUCAGCUCUGCACAUCCAGAUUACACUCAUUACAAACUGAACUGAAAGAAAAGAAAGAGAAAGAAAAAUGUUUGGAGAUGAUUAUUUGAUGGAUUUCCUCCCAAAUCCCAGAAAAAGGACAAAACUGCACAUCCACACAGUUUAAUCUCACAGCCAAUUACAGAGUGUAUAUUGAAGUUGGAGGCUGUUUUAAAGAGAAUUACAGAAAUAUAAGCUUUCUGCAAAUUACGCAGGGACCGUUAAUUAGGACUUCCACCACAUGUGCGUGCGUAAAGUGGAUGGCUUUGCGCGCACUCACGCAGCACUUCACUGCGGGGAGCAGCUGCUGUCAGACGCGUUAUACGGAGUGGGAGUGAGGGCUAUGGACGAUUUAUCGACUGAUUCGCCUCUCAGACUGGAAGAGUCUCCUCUCAAAGAUCCGACACUGUCGACUUUGUCUCGCUUUUCAGUAAGUCAACCUGAAAAUGAGACGCAAUCGGUGAUAUUUUCGUUCGCUCGCCAAGGAGAGAAGGUUUAACUUCGCAGGGAUUCUUUUGCUUCACUCGGAUAUGGCAAAUAUUUGGAUGCAUUCAGAAUUAUUUCACAGCGUCUGACGCGUCUGCGGCGGGGGAGAGCAGCGGAGGGACUCGGAAACUUGUGUGGUGCAGGAGACGGGAUCUCUUUUUUUCGGAUCAGCUGCCAUAAAAGAGAGAGGAGAACCAUGGUGAACUCCCUCAUACUGGUGCUCAGCUGGGCUGUGAUUUCGGAGGUGGCGAGAGCUCAGAAUGACACGGAGCCGAUCGUGUUGGAGGGGAAAUGCCUCGUGGUGUGCGACUCGAACCCGGCCACGGACUGGAAGGCUUCGUCCUCUCCGCUCGGCAUCUCGGUGCGCGCCGCCAACUCCAAGGUGGCUUUCUCUGCAGUCCGGAGCAACAACCACGAGCCUUCAGAGAUGAGCAACAAGACGAGAAUAAUCUACUUCGACCAGGUGAGGACGGUUUGAUCAACACUGCUCAGGAAAAGUGUCAGAAUUUGCUCCAAAUUGCGCUUUGAAACCGUUUUUUUAUUGCGCAAAAUCUCCAAAUCAAACCUUCCAUUUUGAUUUUCCUGACAAAUUUCAGAUCUUAGACUCAGUUUUAUCUGUGCUGCAGAAUCUCAAAGUGUCACUAAGUGAAGCUGCACCCCAGAGUUUAGUUUGAGGCUAGUUGCAGCUGACAUGCAGCUUCUGUAAAAAGUGCACAUAUCACACGCAGGCGAGGCUGGAAAGUGACUGGAUUAUGUUUUGCGCCCUGCAGAGCCUGCACACGCAUUUACCACACUGCCUCGAGCUACCCCACAACGCUUGCGCACGCGCCCGCACACCCUCAACCUUGCUUGCAUCAGUGCACCCAAACAAACACACAAACACACAAACAAGCAGGGUGUUAUUAGUCAUACAGCAGUGGGCAGUGUUAAGGUGUGUGUAACACAAAAAACCAAGCCUCUGAUCCGCUGCCCUCUCAUUUAAAUUACAUAACCUGAUCUUUUUUCUCGCUGUCAUAACACUCUGCAAAGUGAGCUGAUUGGUGUGGAGCAUGUGCACGCUGUUGCUAUGAAAGCAGCAUCUGUCAAAGGUCCUGUUUGAGCCUGCAGAGGUGUCUCCUAACAGGUGGGACUCCACUGCAGGUGCUGCUGAGAGAGGAGCUCCUGCCACCUUUAUUAAUCAUCCCUCGCAGACUGUCUUUUUUCACAGCGCUGUGAAUAAAUACUGGAUGUCUCACAUGAAUAUAUGGUGCUCCGAACCUUUUAGUGACACUCAUGAGACGACAUUAAGUGCCAUCUUGGCUGACACAUUCAGGGUGGAUCGUUUUAAGAGAGCGAACGAUGGAAAACUGAUGUCUUCUGCAUCACUUUGAUAUAUGUAAGCUUCUUCUACGACAUGUGUGACUCAGAUGGAGGUCGAGAAAGAGUUCAAAUGUCAUGAAUUUGGUUUCCAGUUGAGCCGUAGAGUCAAAUGUUGAGUCCACAGAGGACGAGGUUGAAUGAAAUAUCUCCUGAAGUCUGUCACACUCAGUUUGUGUCUAAGCAGGGCGAGCCAGCUAGCCACAACAGUGAUUCCUCGGUGUAUUACUGAUUUAUUAUUUACAUAUUUCAUCCUUAAGCUCCUUUGCAUGGAAAGUCUCUUUGAUAUGAAACCUCUCUCAUAAUGCGUGUCUUUUUUUCUCUCUCUCUCUCGCAGGUUCUCGUGAAUAUAGGGAAUUACUUCACGUUCGAGUCGGUGUUUUUGUCCCCGAGGAAAGGAGUCUACAGUUUUAACUUCCACGUCAUUAAAGUCUAUCAGAGCCAGACCAUACAGGUACAGUUUGGGUUCAUAAAGCUGUGUGAUUGAGUCUGCUGUGGACUGGUUAAAGCGUUUAGGGACUGUGUGUAAAUAACUGCCCCACAGUACACCUGAAUCUGAAAAACUAAAGUGUAAACAUCAACCUGACUCAGUGUGGAGAACUUAAAGCACCUGUAAGGAACUUUUAGUUUGAGUCCACUUUGGCGCCCCCCUGUGGACAAAGCAGUCAUUGCUUAUUUAUCCUCCUCAGGUUAGCAGGAUUAGUCAAAAGUGAUUAAUUGUGAAUAUUUUAGAUGGAAAAUGUAAAAACAUCCACCUCUAAGCGGCCUUCAAAGUUAUCAGUCUUGUCCCUGAUGGUUUUGUUUUCAUUUGGAUAUCAUAAAAACUGAACACUAUGAAUUUCAAUCUAUUCCAGUAAUGCCUAAAAACUCCCAACAGGACCUUCAAAGAGGCAAGGGAUUCAUUACUUAGAUUAAGAAACAGAAAUAAUCAAAUAUGGGGGAAUUUGGUUGUGAUAGUUGCUCUUUUGAAAAAUAGAAGAAUAUUCACAGAAACUGGGGAUGCAGCAGUUUAGUUUGUCAUCUAAUAACCAACAUGUAUUAAAGGAAACUAGUGUGUUUACAUGUUGCAUAAAGAAAACUCUUGAAUAAAAAGGUCGAGAGGUUCAGGACCCGGUCAUGUUCAGAGUUUUGUUUUAAAUCGGCUCAAAGAUGGCGGUCUUCUCAGGCAUAAACAUACCAGACCCUGAUGUUGUGUUACUAAAGCCACAGAAUGAAGCUUCACAGCUACAGUAUCACCCUCUCUGCAGUUAGUUAGCACUCCCAUAUAUAGAGCACAUAAUGCAUAUGUUCAUUUAUUCAUUUUAGACUGAACUGGAAAAACCUCGACUAAAAACUGAGAACAGUGUUAAACUGUAGGCUUCUGUUUUUGUUUCAUCCCCAAUGGAAAUAGAAAUAAAAUAAAACUAAAGCAAAAAGUUUAGACUAUUUCAGAUUUAUACGAAAUUAGAGAAAUCUGUCAUCCCUCAUUACAUCUCACAUCAGGCUCUUUGCUGUGUUUUGGGGUCAGUGUAAUGAUCAGAGCCUGGGUCUGCUGUGUUGGUGGAGAGAAAGCCAAGCCCCUCUGAGGUGCCCACCUGAUAACCUCAGUGAUUCACUCACUCUCUCUACUCAUCUGCUCCCAUUUGUCUCAGGUUGUUGACGACAUUUGGAGCCUCGACUUCACAGUUAGCACAGCAGGUUCAGUGAGAGACACUGUUGUUCUUUUCAGUGUCUGUAUUUCAUAGUUAUAUUUAACAAAAACUGGCCUGUUCAGAAUCAGAUUCAAGGGUGCAACUUGCAACCUCCAGCGAAGAAAAGUAAAGCCAAUAUGAAAGUCAUAAAAACUGCAGUUCUUCAAGUGUCCACUUGGUGCUGCCUCUAAAAGCCAAACGAUUAAGGGCCAUUCCCAAUUGUCACUCUUAACCCUUCCCCUUUGUCUACCCCACGCUCCUAAGAAACAAGACGCCACCUGAUUCCCGCUACGUCAUCAUGCCUUUCCGCUUGCUAGCUGUGUCGUAGGCUGAUGUGACGAUACCGGUAAACAAGUCAGGAAACAACCUACGUUUAACCGUUGUUAGCUGUUGUUCGCAUUAUCAGUGACAUCAGUGUAGCUAUCAAUAGCUAUCGCUGCGUUAGCUAUUUCGUCCUAACAUGUGAUUUUAAAACACAAACAUUUAAAAACAUAGCUUAUAUUUAUGUGUAGUAGCAAAGGAUUUAAUAUCCAAUAAAAACAUGGGUGUCAUUACUAUGAAAAUCAUUGUUGACAAAUCUAUGGUGGCCUUAAAGGACAAACUUGUUAUAUAAGUAUAAUCCCGUAUUGGUCAAAUCUUCACAGACACAACACGGUUUCUACAUUCAGGUGAUUAAACACUCAUUUAAUACUUCAUUUCUACCAAGUCUGUCCUGCUAAAAACUACAUACUGUACCUUUAAAGCACUAAUUUGGACAAAAGCGUCUGCGAAAUGACAUUGUAAUUUUCACACAAGUAAUUAACAUGUUUAAUGCCUGAUUCCGAAAAUUAAUCCAGUCUUUAAAGCCUGUUUCCCUCUUUGUUCACACUGGAGGAGGUGAAUUCAUUAAGAAAUAUUAAGGGAGAGGGUUAUGCAUAAAUCUGCGAUAAUCAGGGGCACGGCUGAGUCGAAGGGCAGGCUGGUGAGUUGUUGCUGUUUGGCAGGAAGCUACUCCGGUCAUGUUUUAUGCAACCUUUAGAGUGUGUGACUCUUACAGUCUGAUGGCCAUGGGCAGGAAUGACCUCCUGUGGAGUUUCUUGGUGUAUUUUGGUGGAAUGAAUGUGCUACUGAGUUAAAGCAGCACGUCACACAGUGGGUGGGGGACACUGUCCGAGAUGACAUGAAACUUAAACAGCUGAGCCUGCUCUCCAGAGCUGCCAGGGGCGCCGCAUGGUUGAGGAAAGUUAAGACGGUGACGGCCGGUGACUGACAGGGGUGCUAAACAAUACUAGAGCAUUAGUGUUGGUGCUCUGUGUGAUAAUUCUACAUCAGGCCGAAGAAACACAUGACUGUCCUACCUUAAAAAAACAGUUAACCCAGGGGUGCGCCUAGAAGGGUUACCAGGGAUGGCAUUGCCCUUCUUGAAAUCUGAUUGGCCACCCCAAAAUGAUCAGAGACAGGAUUCACCGUAAAUUAUCUAGAGUGUACAUUAACUUUUCUUUGAAAGACCAGUUUGUUCUUCAUUUCUCACCCUGACGUGUCAUUACAAACUUCCUGCGGUCUUCCUCAGAUGAGUGACAAGAUGUUGUGGUGUUGUAGGUGAGCUGAUUUGUGAAGAUUUGGUCUUAUGUUGACAUAAAAAAUACAGACAUAGUCAGACCAAAUGAACCUUUUUGGACUACUAGGACUGUUGCGACCAGCUGGUAGUUGCGGGAAUAGUUUGCUUAAAAUCUGAUUUACGCAAGGAUCUUAUUUUAAAGGGAUAUUCCGGUGUAAAAUUGAUUUAGGGUCAAACACAUACAUAUAGGGUCCCAGCCAUAGUUCUAGCCACCAAACAUCUCUCUAACUUUGCCUAAUUUCUUUAACAAAGAGACUAAACACAACUCACCUACUCUCCUCCAGCAGCUGCUUGUUUGUAGAGAGACCUUAGGCCAGUGCAUUACAGACUACAACCGAGUUUCGCAGCUCAAGGAAGAACAUUUAUGAUUAUUUCUUCAUGGAAAUACUAUCAGACUGAGACGCUAAGGCAGAAGAACUACCGCGUCUGCAGUGCAAAAUGAUUAAUAUGGUGAUUAUUACUUCAAGGAAAUGAUAAAGAAAUGAUCAUAAAUGUUCUUCCUUGAGCUGCGUCACUCCGCUGUAGUCCGUAAUGGACCAUCCCGAGGUCUCGCUACAAACAAGUGGCUGCUGGAAGAGAGUAGGUGAGUUGUGUUUAGUCCCUUUGCUAAAGAAAUGAGUCAAAGUUAAAAAGAUGUUUGGUGGCUAGUACUGUGGCUGUGACCCUAUAUGUCCUGUUGAUGAAGUUAGGUGCUGUUCUGAGCAUUAUUUGUGGCUAUAGAGUGGCGUUUUGGUUGAGGUUUGUUUAUGGCUCCUCAGACCGCUGAGUAUUGCUAUCCUGCGGUCAUUACAAAAGUUGGUAUAACUAGAGAAGCAAGCGGUGGGCAACAUUCAUCUCUUGAUGGGGUGUCUAACUCUGUGUUACGGUGGGUUUGACCCUCAAUUAAUUUUACGCCAGAAUAUCCCUUUAAGCUUAAUAUUUGUAGUUUUAACAUUUUAUCUAUUGGUGCUGUAUUUUUUUACUAGAUAAGAAAAUAUUCUGUGCAUAAAAUCCUAUAAAAUGAUUCUUGAGAUUAAAAAAAGGUGUUUUGAAGCAAGAAAGUAAAGAUAAUGGCAUUUGUGUCUGCUGUGAGGGAGUUUAGAAAGUGAGGAGCAGAAUAGCUGAAGGUCUCAGACCCCAUGGUGGUCAAAAGGUUGGGUGGUGCAGUAGGAGAAAGAAAGUAGGAGCCCUGAGAGUGCAGGUAAGAGCUCAGAGAGGUACAGAGGGGUAAGGUUAUAACGGUCUUAAAGGUGAGGAGUCUUGAAGUCAUUGCCAAUGAAGCUGCAUAAGGACAGUGGGUAUGUGAUUAAUGGGGGGCAAGUCUGGUUAUGAUACGAGCUGGAGGGUGCAGGACCGGUUCAAGUUUGUGGAUGUGUUGUCAUGAGGCAUAGACCUGGAUGAGACUCUGACUGAACACAAAUAUCACAGCCUAUUGCUGCUCUGAAAUCUGUUAUUUUGAAAUGUUUGGGACGAUUUUACAUGAAAACUAUUAUAUAAUGGCUAUCUGACAAGCGCCCUCUUUCCUGGUUACCCGGGUGACCAGAGCUGGUCAACCAGUUCAUGAUUUGCUUUUUGAGAAGCAACAUUCAUACCUGGUCCAACAUUUCCACACAGGUUAGCAGUCUGAGAAGCCAAUAAUUCACCAGAGAAACUGCACUGAGAGUCGCUAACAGAUGCAAAGUUUCUUCACAAGAUUUGAACUCCUGCUCCACAAAAGCUUAUGUAGCAUGGGAGCUAACAGGCCAACAAGCUAACAAGCUAACAGGCCAACAAGCUAACCUGCUAACAGGGUAACAGGCUAACUUACGUAUCACCACAGAGUUUCUUUGCCACAUGCACUUACUCUCAUGCAAUAAAAACCAUCAAUAAACUGAAAGUUUUAACAUUUUAACUUUUAUGUCUGGAAAGGAAAUUGGUAACUUUUCUGAACCUUAAAACCUGGGACCCCCGAUGCCUUCUUGAGUUACUAUUUAAAGUAAAAGAAAUAUAUUUACAGGACUCUAAAAUCUUCAGUUCAAGUCAUCAAAGUAGUGGAGGAAGAAAAGUGUCUCAUAUGACAAAAGUUAGGACCCAAAAUGUCGACUCCAAAAAGACAAAUAAAAUGAACCUACUUGAACAAAAUCCAGAGGAAGUCCAACAUGAGAAACACCAGAAACCACACGAGGAGAAGACUUUGUAGACACAAUUCAUGGAUAAAGACUGAAGGGGGGCUUAGAGACUCACAGGGUCAUGAAACACAAGUGUGACACCAGAUACAGGUAAAGCUAAUCAGGGCGGGGCGCACAAUCACAGGAGAGGGAAACACAGGAAGUAGAGCUAGACUAAAUGAGCUGGAGAGAAAUUCCUACAAAAUAAAACAGGAAACUCAGCGCUUAACAAGUUCAGAUGGACCAGGGAAAAAAGUUAUUAAAUUACACAAGACAGGGUGUUUUUUAUCACAUGGUGCCACCCCUGCAAAAAUCGGUCCCCCAGAUUUGGAUACGCCCCUGCAUAUAACCUUCCUCUACUGUAUAUAAAGCUACAAUGCUUUUAGUCCAAAAAGGACAUGAUAUACAUGAUUUGUGCUCCUCUGAUUAUUUAUUUACAGUCCCUACAAACUUGUUGACAUAUUGGUUAAACAGAAAAAAAAGUUUCUGGAGUUUGUUGACUGUUUCAUUACUGCUUUGAUUCAUCUCAAGGUUUUUGUGUGAUUGACUUUAUGUUCUUUUAUUACUGUAUUUAUUAUUGUAUUCACUUCUAAGACUUCUUGUCGUCUUGAGUUUAUAUUUUUAAGAGUUAAUUGUAAAUGUAUGACUUUAAUGUUGUUAAGUUAAUUCUUGUAAAUUACAACUUGAAUCUCAUUAAUUCAUUGGAGUUCAGGCUAAGAUGCACAGAAAAAAAGUGUAAAUUAUGUUAAAUGUAAUGUCUGACCUUGUGCGUCUCUAACUGUGUUGUCUGUGUUUUUUCAGGUGAACUUGAUGCUGAAUGGGAAACCCGUCAUCUCUGCCUUCGCCGGCGAUAAAGACGUAACUCGUGAGGCGGCCACCAAUGGAGUUUUGCUUUAUCUAGAAAAAGAGGACAAAGUUUACCUGAAGCUGGAGAAGGGAAACCUGGUUGGUGGAUGGCAGUACUCAACAUUUUCUGGCUUUCUUGUGUUCCCACUGUAAAAAAAACGAAAAAGAAAAAAAAAAAAGAAAAGAAGAUUGUAAGCUUACUGACUUCUUCAUAAUGUGUUGUCACUGUAUAAUCCAAACAUUGCUGCUGCGUCCGGUGGAUCUCGCCGAGUGCUUGAGAAUUUAAAGAUGAAAAAAACGGAUCUGAACCGAGAGAGAGGAAAUAAGACAUUUCUGGAAGCGCCGAGUCCCCGUCCAGAUGAAAGAGACUUGAAAUGUUCCCUAUCGCUACUGUACGUUCCUGUCACUCAAAGAGCCUCUGAGAGGAACACAAACACAUCCCAAAAGUACCUUUCAAACUCCGAGCGGUUGGAAUAAGUUAUAACUUUUUCAUGAUGGCUGUUGCAUUCAAGUACAUCUGCUUUUUGGGUGUAAACUAUAAAUGCUUGUAUAACUUGUGUGACUUGUCAUCAAUGAAGUAUUUUCAACGCUAAAUAAAAGGGAGAUGUCUUUUCUGGAGCCGACUGUCCUGUGCUAAGGUUAAAGGGGUAAAAGUGGUGUAAGAAAAACAAUGUUUACAGAUGGAAUUAAGUUUUAAAAGGAGAUUAACUCGUCAAAUGAAAUUAAAAAGUGUUUAAUGAGCAGAAACACAAACAGAUUACUGAAUAAAUCCCCCAGAUUCUCUGACUCCUUCCACCCUCCAGUGUUAUCAGGAGUGUCAGGUCAACUACGUAGAGUCUAAAAACAACUUUAAUGACUUUACAGACACGCAAAAUAUGAUGAAGCAUGAAGAAAAAGAAGUUUGACAUGACUUUCCACUUUUAAAACAAGACAAAAGUCACUUAAAAAAACAUAAGAACUUUAAAGAAAUUCUAAAAUGAUCCAAAUUCAACUCAAACUAACUAGAAAAAAACAAGAAGUUAAGAAACGAAACAACAAAUUAAAGGUGCAAACUCGGAUAGAGCAUCAGGGUCACUGAUGAAGACUGGAGAAGAAAAGAUGGUGGAAUUGGAGGAUAAAGUCAAACAUUUAGAAGAUUAAAUAAUGACCAUGACAUCUGUUUUCUAAUAUUAGAAUUAAUUUUGAAGGAUUACAUGUUUAUUCCUGUAAACAAUCGAUGAUAGUCGAGGUAAUUUUUCAGUUUAUUCUUGUUCAUUUUCCAGUUUAAGAGUAAAAAUUCACAAUAACUCCUUCUUAUCACACGCAAAGAAAAAUGAGACCAAAAUCGACAAAUUUCAUUCAGUACUCUUAGAUACUCUUAGAUUGUCCACAGGGGGGCGCCAAAGAUGGCUGGAGCAAAAGUUCCUCAGAGGAGCUUUAAUUUGAAAAUUAACUGAAUUGAUUCUUUUACUUUUUAUGGCCUUGAAAAUAUAAGUUUAUAUUUUUUAAGAGAUAAUCUUCUGAUUUUGUUUUUGUUAAGAAAAGGUUUUUUAAUUGUUCAUAAGUUUAUGCUUUGUACUUUAAGCUACCAUAAGGGUUUUUUUGUUUAUAAAAAUUGGCAGAAAUUCACAUCAAGUCCUUUUCAUAAUAUUAAAAUAUAAACAAGAAUAUCAGGGACAAGACAGAAAAUUAGUAUUUAGUCAUUUUUUAUCCCUGAAACCAGGAAGAGGGUGUCGGUGUCAGGUGUGCAGCUAAAGAAAAGCCCAGGUUUUAAAAUUUCCGCCUAACAUAUUUAACAUGAAUGAUAUAUUUGACUCUUAAAGGUCAGUAGGGGGAUAAUUUAUGCCAAAUGACAUUGUUUUAGCUUGAAGAGGACAAGGUCAGCAAAGACUGCUUACCCCACAGGGGGCGCCACAAACAGAAAGUUCCUCACAGGAGCUUUAACUCGUCAAUUCAUGAGUUUAUUCUGGUGCUAAUUUGUUGCUUUUUCUUGUUAAGUUCUGACUUUUAUCUUGUAUCUUGUUUGCCUUUUUCCUCUCUUAGCUUUAUUCGUCCGAUAUUAUGACUUUAUUUUUUCAAUGUCUCAAGCUUUAUUCUCCAAAUCUUAUCCGUUUUUAAUCCUCAAUCAUGUCAAACCUACAAAUAAACCACCACUAAGAGUCUCAAGCAGAUUCAGCAAAAGGGCCAUUCAGAAAACGAGGUCAGUUUUAGUAAGACGUUUCCUUUCAUGAGUUAUAGAGGUCCUUACAGUCACAACUGCCUUUGAGAAAAACUUCAUUUUUAUUUCUCACGUUCAUUCAGUCAAAUAUGUUUUAAGGGGAGAUGUAAUCCUUGCCUGAAUUAUGUCAUUUGUACAUUAAAAUGGUAUUUUCAUGAUGAAAUAACUAAAAAAUAAUCAUAAUUCAGGCAGAGUUGCGUCUCUCCUAAGAUGUAUUUGUUGUAGAAAAUGAAUGUAAAUUGAAGCUGUGUAAUUGCAGACCCCGCUGAAGUGGACUUGUUAAGUUUAAGGACCUUAAUUAAGUUUAAUGAGCAUCUGAAAACGAGUUGUUUAACAUACUGCCAAUAGACGGAUCGCAGUGACAGCGUGCGAGCAUAAACAGCGUCCUCUGGGCAGGCUGGGAAAACUGAUGAAUGAAUCAAGUCUUUAACUCCUGCUCAGUUCUUCACGUCUGUACAGCCGAGAUCCUGUCAGCCUCUCUCUGCAGCGUGUGAGCUGCUGUUCCUGCUGCAGUGCAGAGCUGCAUUGUUAAAAAUCAACUUAAAAGCUCCUGGAGGCUCUUCUCCAGUGUUUAUCUGAAUCAUUAUUUCACCCCGGGGUGAUAAAUCUGCUCACACAUCAGGUUCAUCGUCUCCGAAGCAUUUCUGAAGCUCACUCUCUCUGAUCAGGCCGAGCUGUUUGCGGACAUGCUUUAGUCAGUGAUUAAAACGUCGUCCUUGGCAUUUUGGACAAAAUAAAUUUCACUUCCAGAGAAAUAUGUGAUGGUUUUUUCUUUUUCCCUCCAUGUGAAUAAAGAGGUAAAAGCAGAAAAUAAAGCAGCUUAAAAAUGCUCCUGAAGAUCUCCAACUAAAAACUUCAAACACCAGCUGGAAAUGAACUUAGUGUUGCAGACAGAGUCACUUACAGACUUAGAGUGAAUCACCACGCUCUUAUUUAUGACACUGCAUAUUUAUUUUGUUAAACAGUUAUAUUUUGGACUUUGUUUGUAUGUGCGCACAUUGUUUUAUUGAGAAUGACUACAGAAGCUGGACGGUGCCACUGAAAUGAUAAAGCUUUGUUAGUUUAUUAUAAUAUACCUUCAUUUUUCAUUGAAAUGAUGCAGAUGUAACUCUUCGGUUUUAAAGGUUUGGUAUUCUGUAAUGCUCAGACGCAUAUAUUUACCUCUAACUGGCGGAGAAUAAGCAGCAUAUUGGCUUUUUAUUAGCAUUUAUUAACACUGGUAUGUGGACAUGAACCUGCAACUUAUGGGUCUGAACUUUAAGGGUUAAAAAUCUGUAGUUAAAGAAUACGAUCACACUGUUUACUGCGUUAAUAAAUGCAUUUAUAUAAAGUCUGAAACGGCCAGCUGGAGGUAAAUAUGUGCACCUGACUAUAAAGAGUGUAAAUGAGGGUUUCAGUGUGAUAAUUCAAUGUUCCAACUGAUCAUAUAUGGAAUAAAUGAGAAAUAAAAAUAAUGAUUUUAUAAAAUGUACAUUUAA
Messenger RNA from Xyrichtys novacula (pearly razorfish), 11782 nucleotides. NCBI's taxonomy places the organism in Eukaryota, Metazoa, Chordata, Actinopteri, Labriformes, Labridae. The record is from the annotation of a GenBank genome assembly.